CAAUCAGCGCGCGCGCGUUCUGGGCCGUAGAGCCACUUCUGGAGUAGGCUGAGGCGACCUGAAGUCUGUGGUGCGGCGGAGUUUUUCUUAAAAGGUUAACAAAAAUCAUAAGGCAUAUGUCAGUGAAUCAGCAAGAUCUAGAUCCAGAUAGUACUACAGAUGUGGAAGAUGUUGCCGAUGCUGAAGAAGAACUUAUUAAAAAAUGUGAAGAAAUGUGGAAAGAUAUGGAAGAAUGUCAAAACAAAUUAUCACUUACUGGAACUGAGACACUCAGUGAUUCAAAUGUUCAGCUCUCAUUAUUAAUUAUGCAAGUGAAAUGUUUAACUGCUGAACUUAGUCAGUGGCAAAAAGAAACUCCUGAAAUGAUUCCCCUGAAUGAAGAAAUUCUGGUAACAUUAGGAAAAGAAGAGUUCCAAAAAUUGAGACAUGAUCUUGAAUUGGUGCUAUCUACUAUUCAGUCAAAUAAUGAAAAAUUAAAGGAAGAUUUAGAAAGGGAGCAAAAAUGGUUGGAUGAACAGCAACAAAUAUUGGAAUCUCUUAAUGUAAUACAAAAUGAAUUGAAACAGCAGGUUGUGACAUUUUCUGAAUCAAGAAUUUUUAAUGAGCUGAAAACAAAAAUGAGCGAUGUAAAAGAAUAUAAAGAGAAACUCUUGGUUACCAUGGGUGAGUUUCUCGAAGACCAUUUUCCUCUGCCUGAUAGAAACGUUAAAAAGAAAAAGAAAAACAUUCAAGAAUCAACUGCGCAGCUGAUAACACUGCAUGAUAUGUUAGAGAUUCUUUUAAAUAGAUUAUUUGGUGUUCCACAUGACCCAUAUGUUAAAAUUAGUGAUUCUUUUUGGCCACCUUAUAUUGAGCUGCUCCUGCGUAAUGGAAUUGCCUUGAGACAUCCAGAAGAUCCAACCCGAAUAAGAUUAGAAGCCUUCCAUCAGUAAAAAGAUGGUGUUUUUUUCACACAGUACAUAAAGAAUCUUGUCAUUCAAGGAUAAUGGAAACACUGAGAACUGCUUGGAUAAAAAAUGUUAUUUGCUAAUCAAAACGCAUAAUAUAGUCCAUUUUCCUUUCUUGCUUAAAAUGACUCAUGCUGCCAUCUACUAUUCAUUUAAAAAUGAUAGCUUCAUAGUCAGUCAAUGCUUUUGUGUUUUCAACUGAGUUGACAAGAAUGUAAGUAAAAGACAUUCUAGACUUUAUAAUACUUUAAAUAUACCUUACUUCUGCACUAUUCUUUGGAAAAUUCUUUGUUAAUUAUAUUCCUAAUGUAAUGUUUUUCUUUUAAAAUAUAUGCCAGUUUAUUUUAUGCAUUUUGAGUUCUAUUUGGUGCUUAUAUCCUGUAAAUUUAUAAAUUAUGGUGAAAGGCCAUAAUUUGCUGGAGGUUAAAAAACUGACUUAGUAUCUUAAUGUAUAAUGUAGCAUAAUUUUUAAGUAUAUAGUACAUCUGUUCCAUGUAUACUACAAUAUUUCUAGGUUUGUUAAAGAUUGGAAUAUUAAAAAAUAAUGAAUAAAGGUAGCAUGAAAGCUAUCUUAAUGUGUAUUAUAAGUAAUAUAUAUAUUAAACCUUUCUUCAUUCUGUUAAUUAUUGCUAAUGAUAUUGUGUUUGUGAAAUUUUGUUAAUCCUCUGUGACUUUUCUGUAAAUAAAAUUCUCAUUUAAAAUUCUCUAGCUUUUUUGGGGGUGUGGCAUGAUAUUUUAAUAAAUAGCCUUUAUCAUAGGUAGAUAAGUGACAAUAUAAUUAUACUACAUAUAAGGUAAACUAGAGAAUUCCAAACACUUUUUGUGUCAUUAGUUUUCAGAGUGGACUUGGUGUAUAUUUUUAUUUUUGAAAUUGAUUUCUACUGCAUUGUAUUAUUCAAGUUUUUUAUUUACCUUGAAUACUAAGUCUCUCUUAAAACAGGCAAAAACUUACAAGUAUACCAUGUCCCUUUUGUAACAAAUACAAAUACUGUUAUAUUUUAGAAAACUUGUAAGUUCUUUCUCGGGAAGAUGACAUACAAAAAUACCUUCCUAGAAUACUCUAAUUGAGAUUCAAAGGAAUGAGCAACUUACUAUUCCUUGAAGUUACUAGAAAAAGGCAAAAUGGUGCUGGCAGUAUAAGUUUGACAGUAUUUCUACAAAGCAGAUAAUACUGUUGUCUGUGAACUUCUCUGUGUUGCAAAUUACAGAAAUAAAUAGAUAAA
Messenger RNA from Capra hircus (goat), 2170 nucleotides. RefSeq names its product centromere protein K (gene CENPK). The transcript is spliced from 10 exons. Bases 117 to 932 code for a protein of 271 amino acids. Lineage: Eukaryota; Metazoa; Chordata; Mammalia; Artiodactyla; Bovidae. Gene Ontology annotation, biological process: mitotic sister chromatid segregation; kinetochore assembly. The record is from RefSeq and is a predicted model, not a curated record. Gene Ontology annotation, cellular component: nucleus.